GGGAAUGGAAGGACUCAACUAGCGUGCAUGUCCCGCUGUUUUCCCCCACCUCUUUAGACCCUGAUGUCGCCUUUCAGCAGCUCCCACAACUGGUAGGCAGUGAGCUGCUUUAGUAGCCAGGGUUUUCUCUGUUUGUUCAGGGGGUGGGUGUGACAGGGUGUAAUAAUAAUAAUAAAAAAAACCCGCAGGAAAUCUUGGGCAGGAAGCAGUCCUAAGGUGGCCUGGGAAGUAAAUGCUUUAGGCACCCCCUUGGGACGGUGUCCCUCCCUGUACCGCACCCCACGCUACUCCCUCAACCCCCACCUUCCCUUGGGUACCUUUACAUCUAUGAAGGGAUCUGUUAAUUAACCCGAGCAGAAAGGUAGAUGACUCUGCGGGUGGUGAGCAGGCCUACUGAGAAGAAUGACUGAAGGUCCACCUGGAAUUCAUUGUGCAGAAGUUCUUGGUGAAUUGGAGGUUGCUUUCUCGGAAGAUGUUGCCUCCCUCACUCCACCCCUAGAAAACAGAGAGAUCCCAGGAUCCCAGAAUCGUGCAGCUUAGUGCUCCAACCUCCCAUUCAAGAGUCCUCUGAUCCAGUGACCCCAUGUCCCUGGACAGGUUACCCCAUCACCUCACAGCCAGGAAGUGGCCUGGGAGAUCUUGGGACUACAUCCUGGCUGGCAUGGAAAGGAGCGCCGCGGCCAUGCCCAGCUCAGAGCUGUGGGCGGUGGAUCUCUUCGGGAGGGUGUUCACGCUGUCCACGGCCGGGCGGCACUGGGAGCUGUGCAGGGACGCCCAGCUGGAGUUCAAGCGGGUCAGUGCGGCCGCGCCGUGCUGCUGGGGCAUCGCCUGCGACAACCAGGUGUACGUGCACGUGGGCGCCAGCGACGUCCCCAUCCGCUGCCGGGAGGAGGCCUAUGAGAAUCAGCGCUGGAACCCCGUGGGCGGCUUCUGUGAGACGCUCCUGCCGAGUGACCGCUGGCCGUGGAGUGACGUGAGUGGGCUCCAGCACCGGCCGCUGGAUGGGGUGGCGCUGCCCUCGCCGCAUUGGGAGUGGGAGUCGGACUGGUACGUGGAUGAGAAUUUUGGAGGGGAACCCACAGAGAAAGGGGGGUGGACAUAUGCCAUUGACUUCCCCGCCACGUACACGAGGGACAAGAAGUGGAACUCCUGUGUGCGGCGCCGGCGGUGGACCCGGUACAGGAGAUACAAGUCCCGGGACACCUGGGCCAAGAUCCCGUCGGAGGAUGACCCCCAGCGGUUGCCUGACCCCUUCAGCGACAUCUCUGUGGGGGGUUGGGAGAUCACAGACGAGCCCGUGGGCCGCCUGUCCGUGUGGGCCGUGUCUCUGCAGGGGAAGGUGUGGUACAGAGAGGACGUCAGCCACCCCAACCCCGAAGGCUCGUCGUGGUCCCUGGUGGACACCCCGGGGGAGGCGGUUCAGAUCAGCUGUGGGCCCCACGACCUGCUGUGGGUGUCGCUCUGGGAGGGACAGGCCUUGGUCCGGGAAGGAAUCAACAGGAACAAUCCCAAAGGAAGUUCGUGGUCUGUGGUGGAGCCUCCCACGUCUGAAAACGGGAUCCUGCACGUCUCCGCAGGAGUCGGUGUCGUCUGGGCCGUCACCAAGGACCGUAAGGUUUGGUUCCGAAGAGGCGUCAACUCUCACAACCCCUGCGGCACGAGCUGGAUCGAGAUGGUUGGAGAAAUGAUGAUGGUGAACGUGGGGCUAAACGACCAGGUCUGGGGCAUCGGCUGGGCGGACCGGGCCUUGUACUUCCGUCACGGCGUCACCCAGAGCGAGCUCAGCGGGAAGACGUGGAAGGCCAUCGUCGCCGGCCGGGAGUGUGACGGCUCACACGCGGGCAGCUUGUCCAGCCUCCUCAGCGCCGGCUGCUUCUUUGGCGACGAGGUGAGGGGUGGUGGUGAGUCCCGUGUGCCAAGCGACUCGGAAGCCAAGAGACCGGGGCCUGACCCUGAGCAUGACGUGGAGGUCGCCGGCCCUGCCUCCGCCCCGGCCGAGCUGCCCUGGACCAACAUCGACCUGAAGGAGCCCAAGAAAGGGCCCAGCCAUGCGGCCGCCGACUUUCCCGAGGCCACCAACCUCUCCUCACUGGCACUUCUCCCGCUGGGCCUGGAGGAGCCCGACAGCACCAACUGCCACGCGCUGUGGGCCUGGGUGUCCGGAGGAGGCUGUGCCGUGGAGGCCCACACCACACUCAAAUGGUUCACCGUCCACUCGGGCCUGUCCGCCUCCAUGCAGAUGCUCUCGCUGUCCAUCACGCCGGCCCAGACCGCCGCCUGGCGGAAGCAGAUCUUCCAGCAGCUCACAGAAAGGACCAAGCGGGAGCUGGAGAACUUCCGACACUACGAGCAGGCCGUGGAGCAGGUGGGCAGUGCCCGGGUGCACUUUUUCCAGCACACAUUCAUUGAGCACCUGCUGCAUGCCAGCCCUGAGUCGGUGUGGGUGAAGACGGGGGCCCUGCAGUGGUGGUGCGACUGGAAACCCCACAAGUGGGUGGAUGUCCGUGUGGCCCUGGAACAGUUCACGGGCCACGAUGGGGUUCGGGACAGCAUCCUUUUCAUCUACUACGUGGUCCAUGAGGAGAAGAAGUACAUCCACGUGUUCCUCAACGAGGUGACGGCGCUGGUCCCCGUGCUUAUUGAGGCCAAGCACUCCUUCGCCGUGUACACCCCCGAGAGGACACGGCAGAGGUGGCCUGUGCGCCUGGCCGCUGCCACCGAGCAGGACAUGAGCGACUGGCUCGCCCUGCUCGACUUGUCCUGCUGCGAGAGCCGCAGGGUGCACGGCCGCCCCUCCCCGCAGGCCAUCUGGUCCGUCACCUGCAAGGGGGACAUCUUCGUGAGCGAGCCCAGCCCAGACCUCGAGGCCCCCGAGCACUGGCUGCCCUGUGACCAGAUGUUCUGGCGGCAAAUGGGAGGCCACCUGCGGGUGGUGGAGGCCAACAGCCGGGGCGUGGUGUGGGGCAUCGGCUACGACCACACGGCCUGGGUGUACACGGGUGGCUACGGCGGAGGCUGCUUCCAAGGCCUGGCCAGCAGUACCAGCAACAUCUACACGCAGUCGGACGUAAAGUGUGUCUACAUCUACGAGAACCAGCGCUGGAACCCCGUCACGGGCUACACCAGCAGGGGUCUGCCCACCGACCGGUACAUGUGGAGUGACGCCACGGGCCUGCAGGAGUGCACCAAGGCCAGCACAAAGCCCCCGUCCCUGCAGUGGGCCUGGGUUUCUGACUGGUUCGUGGAUUUCAGCGUCCCUGGGGGCACGGACCAGGAGGGGUGGCAGUACGCCAGCGACUUCCCUGCCUUGUACCACGGGCACAAAACCAUGAAGGAUUUCGUCAGGAGAAGGUGCUGGACCAGAAAGUGCAAGCUAGUGACCAGCGGGCCCUGGCUGGAGGUGGCCCCCAUCGCCCUGGGGGACGUGUCCAUCAUUCCGGAGAGCCCGGGUGCCCACGGGAGCGGGCCCGGCAUCGCGCUCUGGGCCGUCAGUGACAAGGGGGACGUGUUGUGCCGUCUGGGCGUGUCCGAGCUCAACCCCGCGGGCUCCUCCUGGCUGCAUGUGGGCACCGACCAGCCCUUCGCCUCCGUCUCCAUCGGGGGCUGCUACCAGGUGUGGGCCGUGGCCAGGGACGGUUCCGCCUUCUACCGUGGUUCCGUGUCCCCGUCCAAGCCGGCUGGCGACUGCUGGUACCUCAUCCCAUCUCCUCCCAAACAGAGAUUGAAACAGGUGUCCGUGGGGCACACAGCGGUGUUCGCCUUGGAUGAAAACGGGAACCUGUGGUACCGCCAGGGGGUCACACCCAGCUACCCGCAGGGCACCAGCUGGGAACACGUGUCCAACAACGUGCGCCACGUGUCCGUGGGGCCCCUGGACCAGGUCUGGGUCAUCGCCAACAAAGUCCAGGGGAGCCACAGCCUGAGCCGGGGGACUGUGUGUCGCCGCACGGGUGUGCAGCCCCUGGAGCCCAAGGGGCAGGGCUGGGACUAUGGCAUCGGGGGGGGCUGGGAUCACCUGUCCGUCCGGGCCAGUGCCACCAGGGGCCCCAGGAGCUCGUCCCAGGAGACAGCCGGCAAGUGGAGAAGGGAGCAGGGCCUCCCCAGUGGGCGCUCGCAGGUGGCCGGUGCCCCGCAGGAGACCCCCAAUCCCGCCUGCUGCUGAGGCUGCUUCCCCUCACCUGGAGCAGGUGUGAUGCUGGGUUUGAAGGACCAAGGUUGAUGCAAGCCUUCCUGUCGGGAGCUGUUCUCGUGCUGAACGUGCUGAAACGUGGAUCCCAGGAGUGGUGUCUCCAGGCCCAGACUCGAGACUGGGGAGGGAACCUGGCCUGAGAUCAUGGCCACCUUGGAGGCACUGAAACAACCCAGAAAUGUGAAGCUCUGUGGACGCUGUGUGUCCCCGGCUGCGAGGAGAACGUGGGGUGUGCGGUGCAGACCCCUUCGCCCCGGCCUCUCCUGCGCGUCCCUUCCCUCUCUGCCUCCUCCCUUUCCAGGACGGGAGCCUGGAGGCUUCCAGGAGCACUGCCCCUGGGGAAGAGAGCCCACGAAGGACCCCUGAGCCCCAGGCAUCCCCAGACGGCGUCAGCCCUGCCCCCUAAAGAAAAAUGGUUGUGGGGCUCAGGGUGGCUUCGCCUGGACCUGAUCAGUUCUCUGAGCAGGAUUCGCAAACGGGGUUUCCUUUCAAAAGUUAAGGAAGGAGUUGGAAGGUUGGAAAUAAGUGCUGGGGAGGGGCGUCUUCUUCCCCGGGUGGGCCGGGCCCUCCUGGGGUGGUCGGAGGAUGGAGGGGCCGCCCGUGGCUGCGAGAAGCUGUCCAAGUGCAGAGUCACCGUCGUCGGUCCUCAGCCAGCCCUUCCUCUGACGGGGUUGGGGACUGGGGGCUCCUUUUACAUCGGAUCGUGUCACAGGGGGUGGGGAGGGUGGAGACCAGCCGAGAGGGGCCUGGAGGCCUCAGCCCGGAGCAGAGCCCUAGGGAGGCACCCACCAAGCAGCCCCACUCCCAGCGGGCAGCUUCUCGGCUGCUUUUUUUUUUUUUAAUCAGAAAAAGGCCCCAUUUGGUUAAGUCUCAAGUUUGCUUCCCACAGCCGGAUGCGUUGCCCGGGGUCAUCAGAGUGCGUGUCCCUUCUCUGCUCACUGACCGCCAGCUUCCCCGGUGUUCCCGUCAGGAGGGCUCGGCUGUGCGCUGUUUUGUGGUGCAGUGUUUGCCGCCCAGAAGCUGACUCUAAGAAGGUCUCCCUUGGGCCCCCUCCUGAGGGGCACUGGAGGGGCCGCUGGCCUCUGCCUUAUCUCCUGGAGGUGGGACCGGGAGGCGUGAGUCUGGGGGCAGUGCCCAGGCAAAGCAAGUGAAGGGCCGGGUGGGCGGCGCCCUCCUGUCUGUUUACACUCGUGGUUGUCAGGUUUCUCCGCGCGGGCAUUACUGUUUCUUCUGUGGCAGCGCCCUGUCGUUCUGCUGUGACUCGCUGGUUUCUCCCUGCCCUCUCUCCAGGGCGACCGUGUCCCCUCCUUGCGGAGUGCCGACUGCUGACCUGCUCAGCAUCACCGAACAUCUCGAGUCCUCGGAUGCUUUAUUCAAUAAAAACUUAGGCCAGACUGUCAA
Messenger RNA from Delphinapterus leucas (beluga whale), 5590 nucleotides. RefSeq names its product tectonin beta-propeller repeat containing 1 (gene TECPR1). Gene Ontology annotation, molecular function: phosphatidylinositol-3-phosphate binding. The record is from RefSeq and is a predicted model, not a curated record. NCBI's taxonomy places the organism in Eukaryota, Metazoa, Chordata, Mammalia, Artiodactyla, Monodontidae. Gene Ontology annotation, cellular component: lysosomal membrane; autophagosome membrane. Gene Ontology annotation, biological process: autophagosome maturation.